UACCACUCUCUCCCUCUCUCUCUCUCUCUCUCUCACAAAAAGUAGUACUAGAUUUUGCAGAGUAUGUAUGGCACUUUAUCCACCUGAAUAUUGCUGACAUUUUCUUCUUUCAUCUUGAUGCUUUUUUGGUGGUUCUAAGCUUUGCCCAUUUCAGAAGAAUCACAACACAAUCACAUGGCAUCAUCCAUGGGGCUGGGUUCUAUAUCCGAAGCAUUUCAUCGCGAAGGCCAAACUUGGUACUGCACAAGUGGGCUUCCAACAGAUGUUAUCAUUGAAGUUGAAGAGAUGUCUUUUCAUAUCCACAAGUUUCCAUUGAUUUCUAGGAGUGGACUGUUGGAGAGGCUUAUUGAAGAGGUGUCCAGUGAGGAUGAAUCAGAGUGUGUUUUGCAACUUCAUGAUGUGCCUGGUGGAGCUAAAGUAUUUGAGCUUAUAGCCAAAUUUUCCUAUGGUGUUAAAAUAGAGUUCACUGCUUUGAAUGUAGUCAGCCUUAGGUGUGCGGCAGAGUACCUUAAAAUGACUGAAGAUUAUGGAGAAGGAAACCUCAUCUCACAAACAGAGGGUUUUUUAAAUGAAGUUUUUGGUGAUUGGAAAGAUUCCAUAAAAGUUCUUGAGAGUUGUGCAGAAGUACAAGAAUAUGCAGAAGAGCUCAACAUUGUUUCAAGAUGUGUAGACUCCUUGGCCAUGAAAACUUGUGCAGACCCAAGCUUAUUCAAUUGGCCUAUAUCUGGAAGCAAUAACUCUCAGAACCCAACGGGUACUGUCUUGUGGAAUGGUAUAUCUUCCGAAACUAGGCCACAACCUCUUGGUGAGGAUUGGUGGUUUGAGGACGUCUCAUUUCUUAGCUUUCCCCUGUAUAAACGGCUGAUUUUAGCUGUUGAAUUAAAAGGCAUGAAGCCUGAGACUAUUGCUGCAUCCCUAAUAUACUAUGCUAGGAGGCACCUCCCCUUGAUGAAUAGGCAAUCAAGCUUCAAUGAUGCAAAUCAUGCAAAUCCUGAGACAUCUAUUUCUAUUCCUGAGGCAGAUCAAAGGGUCCUACUUGAAGAGAUUGUGGUGUUAUUUCCUACUAUCAAGGGAGUCACAUCCACCAAGUUUCUGCUUGGGCUGCUCCGUACUGCUAUGAUCUUACAUGCAAGUCAAUCAUGCAUAGAAAAUUUGGAGACAAGGGUGGGAACCCAGUUGGACCAAGCUGUUCUUGUAGAUCUUCUCAUACCAAGUAUGGGUUACUCAGUGGAAACCCUUUACGAUAUAGACUGUGUUCAGAGGAUUCUUGAUCAUUUCAUGUCAUUUUAUCAGGCACCUGCAUCUUCAUCUCCAAACAUAAUUGAAGGGGGCCAAUUGGUGAGUGGAGCUGAUUCUCUGACACCUAUAACUAUGGUGGCUAGCCUGGUGGAUGGAUAUCUUGCUGAGGUGGCACCAGAUGUCAAUUUGAAGCUGCCAAAGUUUCAGGCACUGGCUGCUGUUAUCCCUGAAUAUGCCAGGCCACUCGAGGAUGGUCUUUAUCAUGCAAUGGAUAUAUACCUGAAGGCACAUCCUUGGCUAACAGAUUUUGAGAGGGAGCAGCUCUGUCGACUUAUGAACUGCCAGAAGCUCUCAUUGGAAGCCAGCACCCAUGCAGCCCAGAAUGAGAGGCUACCUCUUCGAGUAAUUGUGCAAGUCCUCUUCUUUGAACAGCUUCGACUCCGUACAUCAAUUUCAGGUUGGUUCUUUGUUGACAAUCUUGAGAACUCUCAAAAUCCCAGUGGAAGCCUUGGGCUUCCAAAAAAUGAUGCAUCCAUUCGGGACCGAGUUGUGGGUGUUGAUGACCGUCUUUCAAAGCUUGAAAGGGAGUGUUCAAGCAUAAAAAGGGAACUUCAUAAAUUGAAGAAGCCGAAGAGAGGUUGGUUCAAUCUUCACAGGCUUGGUUUCGGGAGAACACCACCUUGCAGUUCAAAGAAUCAAAGCCAUGUGGUAUGAAGGCAUUAAUAUCAUUUGUGAAUGAACAGAAAAGUCAUGAAAAUGGUGAGGUGGCUCAUUACUUUUGAAAGUCCAACUAAAUGGACAAAUCUUUUUUGUACUUCCAAUGUUGCUUUUCUCAUUCUAUUUGUUGAAUGCCAGAUAGCUGCCAUUCUUUUAUGUGCAGUUUAGAUUAAAAAAAAAAACAAAUUUUUGUAUUGUUUAGGAUAUAGGUUGUAGGUUAAUCCAUUCAUUAAUUUAUUCUCAUUUACUUGAAAUGAUUGCUAAA
Quercus lobata is the source of this 2221-nucleotide messenger RNA. RefSeq names its product Phototropic-responsive NPH3 family protein. Bases 175 to 1953 code for a protein of 592 amino acids. NCBI's taxonomy places the organism in Eukaryota, Viridiplantae, Streptophyta, Magnoliopsida, Fagales, Fagaceae. The record is from RefSeq and is a predicted model, not a curated record. Gene Ontology annotation, molecular function: protein binding. The transcript is spliced from 4 exons.